Ostrea edulis (European flat oyster) is the source of this 14116-nucleotide messenger RNA. Its product is annotated as dynein axonemal heavy chain 3-like. The record is from RefSeq and is a predicted model, not a curated record. Gene Ontology annotation, biological process: microtubule-based movement. The coding region runs from base 226 to 12702 and encodes 4158 amino acids. Gene Ontology annotation, cellular component: dynein complex. Lineage: Eukaryota; Metazoa; Mollusca; Bivalvia; Ostreida; Ostreidae. Gene Ontology annotation, molecular function: ATP hydrolysis activity; dynein intermediate chain binding; dynein light intermediate chain binding. The transcript has 83 exons.
CUUAUAUCUAAUCUGAUUAAAGACCCCAAAGUAUAGUGAAUUCGUGCGUGCAGAGAUGGUUAGAAAGUGUGUUGAAUCACGAUAUUAAAAAUGUAACACUAUAAUGAUAUAAUUUUGUCUGUUGUGAUGUGAAAAUGUAAUAAUGUAGAUGGUCCAUUAAUGUAAAGAUGUAAUGAUAUUAAUGAUUUAAUGUAGUAAUUAAGUGUAACGGUACCUGAUAAUGACAUGAUUUGUUUUUUUCUCAGCUUCCAUGCUCUCAUUAACCUUGACACUGGAAAAAUCAUCCACCCUGACUCCGACAUUGUUCUUCCUGAGAUCCCCAAUGGCAAUGGUCUCCAUAGUGCCACUUACCGUGAGACAACACUACCACCAAUCAACGGAAGUUUGUCAAAAGCCCAGGUGGCGCCCUCUAUCAGUCAGAGUGACACGGGAUACAGCAGCUAUGUCAAUGGAACUCACAGUAUAGCAGACAGUUCCACACAGAGAAACGGGCAUGGUCAGGAUAGCACGGUCAGUGUGGACGAGACUACGGACAGUGGAAGGCCCGCCUCAGGGUUUGCCCCGGAGGUGUCACAAGUGGACGAAAACUCCGAGGGGGAACUCGAUGAAGAUGAGGAUGACGAUGAGAUGAUGUCAUACGAUGGGCACGAUGAUUACGUUCGUUCUGUCCUGAAGGUGGAGUUCCCUCCCUUCUACUUCUCUACGCAUGGUUUGUCCCGACCCAGCACACCAAACGAGGAGGACCAGCCACGGUAUUACCAGCUGAUUGAGAAAGCCAUAGAAUCCAGCAUGGUCAGUCAGGUCGAAACCGACACCGUUCAGGGUAUCUUUGAACUGGUUCCUAAAACCUUACGACAGGCCGUUCCAAGUGCCAAACGCAGGUUUCUUAGGGAAAUGGAGGAGGACAGACGGUCCGCCAUUAAGAAGGCUAUACUGGACUACAUUUUAUUGGAUGCCACGGAGCAGGACCGACUAGGAAUACCUGUACCUGCCAAGCCUUCUAACUCGGCUGGCAGACAUCAGUACCCCUGGCAUGAGAUGGUCAACAGAACUAGGGAUUUCAUGAAGAACGACCUUUUUAUAACACAUCCAGUCAUGUACACCAUCCUGUUUCACUUCCAAACCAAGUACGGAGAUUUUAGACUUAUUGACAUCCCUCACCUGAGAGAGGUCAUGCCACUUACUAUGGAGAAUUUCUACAAAAACAUCAAGCAGUCCAGUAAGACUGCCUCGGAAACGCUGCGGUACCAGUGGCUGCCAGAGGUUUGUGAAAUCGUGGACAGCCAUCGCGACACGGUGGAGGAGUGGAUGCCACAAGAUCCAGUGCAGCGUAUGAAGAAAAUGGACAAGUUCUUCAACAGUAUUGCCUCUUUGAUGUCAAAUUUAUUAAGAAGCUGUGUAAUAAAUUCGAUAUAUGACCUGGUGGAUUUGAUAGAAGAGUAUAAUGACGGCAAUAGCUAUGUGGGAGAAUACAAACUGUUCGGUGGAUUGGCCCUGCCCACUAAAAUUCACAUCGUCCACUUCUUUUUGCAAGAAGAUGUGGAAAAAGUUGAUAUUACUUUCAAACCUAGUUUCCCGGAUGUCUGUGAUUUCUUCUGUUUGAUCAUUGAUCACAUGACUAUCAGCGUGAAAGAGCUGCCUCGGAUUGAACACCUUCUGUUUCAGUCAGUGGAGGAUCUACAAAUUUCCACCAUCAAGAGUGUGGAAAUAGAGGAGGAACUGGUGGAUAAAGCCAAGGAGCAGAUCCGCGUGGUCAUCAUGGGAAACAGUCAUGGCCCAAACACUUACACCUCAGUGUAUAAUCCAUAUAAAUACCUCAUUGCCGUGGAGACAGAAAACAAGGUGAAAAAGUUCAUCAGUAAAGAGCGCCCUCUACGGGAGUACAGACAGGAAAUCGAGAAACUUAAGAAGUUGGUCUCAGCUGUUGGCUCACUUCCUGUCACCAUCCCAAUGCAUCUGUUUUACCUUGACUGUAACCAUAUCAACCAGUGGUUGAUAAAGAAAGCCAGAUAUCUGAUAGACAUAAUGGUCACCAACAUUGCGAACAUGAGUCGAAACUUCAACAAGGGGAUUUGUAAGCAGUAUGAUACCAUGGUGAAGAAGGUGGCCCAGCAGGCAGAGAACACAGAGGAACUGGUCCAGAUGCAGAACUAUGUAGAGAACCUCAAAGUGGGGGAACUGUUGCAGCUAAAGGACAAACAAGAGGUGGCAGGACAGAACCUGAUGUUCCUGUUGGACUAUACCUACCUGUCCAGUGCAGACAUUUCUACCAACAAUACUACAUUUACCUGGGCAGAAAAGAUUGUUCCUAUCAUCACUAGCACGGAGAAGAAACUGUCCAAGGAGCAUGAAAUUUAUAGCAACAAGCUGAGGGAAAAGAAGAAGAAGUUCCAGGAGGAGCUGGAUUACACGGAGAAACAGGUCAAAAUGUUUCAGAACAAGAGCAACAUGAACGAGGCCGAGAACUUCAUACAGGAGCUGGAGGAUAUCGAGAGGAAGCUGGAAGUAUUCCAUGAUGAGAAAAUCAAGAUAAACAGAGAGGAGAUGUUGUUGGGACAGGAAGUGAUGACUCAGUACAGUCAAAUCCAGACCAUCGGCACGGCAAGGGAGCCGUACGAGAAAUUGUGGCGAACAGCCGUCACCUUCCACAAGGAACACGACAAUUGGAUGAAUGGACCACUGCUCAAGGUCAACGCAGAGGUCGUGGAUGAAGAGGUCCAGAAUUUGUGGAAGACAGCUUACAAACUGACAAAACAAUUUGCACACCCAGACUUUAGAGGACCUAAAACGGCAGCCAUUAAAAUCAAAACAAGGCUAGAGACAUUUAAGAUCCAUAUGCCUCUGAUUAAUGCUCUGUGUAACCCUGGUAUCAAAAAGAGGCACUGGGACAUGAUGAACGAAAAGGUUGGUUUCAACAUGGCUCCCAAUGAUGAAACACCGUUACAGGAGAUUCUGAAGCUUGAGUUAGACAAAUAUCUGGAUGUUCUACAGGAAAUCAGUUCUCAAGCUAGCAAGGAGUUUGCAUUGGAGAAGGCUCUGGAGAAGAUGAAGAAUGAUUGGGAGAACAUCCAUUUCUCUUUUGUCCCAUACAAGGACACAGGGAUUUCUAUCCUCUCCUCCCCAGAGGAUAUUCAGGUGCUUCUGGACGACCACAUUGUGAAGACUACCACGAUGAAGGGCUCGCCUUUUAUAGAACCAUUUGAAGCCGCUGUCAAUGAGUGGGACAACCUUCUGCAUCGAAUAAAAAAUAUUUUGGAGUCCUGGUUGAAGGUACAGGCAGCUUGGUUAUACUUGGAGCCAAUUUUUGGUUCCCAGGACAUCAGGAACCAGAUUCCGGUGGAGGGCAAGAUGUUUGAGGAGGUGGAUGAACAUUGGAAAACAAUCAUGGAGAAUGCUGUUAAGGACACAAAGGCUUUGGUGGUGGUGUCUCAGGACCAGAUGCUGGAGAAACUUCAGCACUCAGAGUCGAUGUUGGAUGAUAUUCAGAAAGGUCUCAAUGAUUACUUGGAAAAGAAGCGACUCUUCUUCCCCAGGUUUUUCUUCCUGUCCAACGAUGAGUUAUUGGAGAUUCUUUCCGAGACCAAAGACCCACUCCGAGUGCAGCCGCACUUGAAGAAGUGCUUUGAAGGCAUCGCCCAGUUGUCUUUCACUCCUGACACUAUAAUCACUGGCAUGGAGUCUGCAGAGAAAGAGGUGGUAGAGUUUGCCAAGACCAUCGCUCCCAUGGAGGCCAAGGGUCUGGUGGAGAGAUGGCUCUUACAGGUAGAGGAGGUGAUGAAAUUGAGUUUGAAGGAAGUCACGAAGAAAGCUGUCCAUGAGUAUCCCACAAUUCCCAGAAAGGAAUGGGUCAUUAAGUGGCCUGGGCAAGUUGUUCUGGCAGCUAGUCAAAUCCACUGGACUACAGAGGUCACACAGUCUAUCACCAGUGGCUUCAUGGGACCUUAUCUUGCCAAAAGCAACAAGCAGAUAGAUGAAGUGGUGGCGCUGGUGAGGGGAUCUUUGUCUAAGAUGGCGAGGAUCACUUUAGGAGCCCUCAUUGUCAUUGAUGUACAUGCUAGAGAUGUUGUCUCCCACCUAAAUGAUGUUCAGACCCGCAGUGUGAAUGAUUUCUCGUGGAUCAGUCAGCUUCGCUAUUACUUCAUCGACGAUUUGGUCCAGGUGAAAAUGAUCACUACCACCGUGGCAUAUGCUUAUGAGUAUCUUGGCAACACGGGUAGACUGGUCAUCACACCACUGACUGAUAGAUGUUACAGGACAUUGAUGGGUGCCCUGCUUCUAAAUCUGGGUGGGGCGCCGGAGGGACCGGCUGGGACAGGAAAAACAGAGACCUCCAAAGAUUUGGCUAAAGCCGUAGCCAAACAGUGUGUGGUGUUUAACUGCUCUGAUGGGCUGGACUACAAAGCUAUGGGCAAAUUCUUCAAAGGGUUAGCCCAGUCUGGGGCAUGGGCAUGCUUUGAUGAGUUCAAUCGGAUUGAACUAGAGGUGUUGUCGGUGAUAGCCCAGCAAGUUCAGACGAUACAGCGUGCCAUAGCGGAGCAGCUCCAGAUGUUCCUGUUCGAGGGGACCCAGAUCAGAUUAGACCCGACCUGUACCAUCUUCAUCACGAUGAACCCAGGAUAUGCUGGCAGAGCGGAACUUCCAGACAACCUCAAAGUAUUAUUCCGAACCGUGGCCAUGAUGGUCCCAGAUUACGCCAUGAUUGCCGAGAUUUCCCUCUAUUCCAUGGGCUUUGUGGACGCCCGCAGUAUGUCCACUAAGAUUGUAGCCACUUACCGUCUGUGUUCAGAGCAACUGUCUUCCCAGCAUCACUAUGACUACGGCAUGAGAGCCGUCAAAUCCGUACUGACGGCAGCCGGAAACCUGAAGUUGAAGUAUCCAGAUCAUCGAGAAGAUGUGCUGGUGCUGAAAUCCAUCAACGACGUCAAUCUUCCCAAAUUCUUGUCCCAUGAUAUCCCACUGUUCCAAGGAAUCAUUUCGGACUUGUUCCCUGGAGUAGAGCUUCCAGAGGCAGACUAUGGGGACUUAGAGGAGGCCCUGAUAGAGCACAUAAAGAAAAGACAACUGCAGCCUGACAAGUGGUUCAUUGAGAAAAUGAUACAGAUUUAUGAUAUGAUCUUGGUGCGACAUGGUCUGAUGAUUGUUGGAGAUCCGCUGGGAGGAAAAACGUCAGCCUUCAAGAUCCUCGCAGAGGCCUUGCACGUGAUGCAUGACAAAGGUCUCAUGGAGGAAAAUAAGGUGAUGUUCUCCAUAAUUAACCCCAAGGCCAUCACUAUGGGACAGUUGUAUGGUAGAUUUGAUCCUGUCUCACAUGAAUGGUUUGAUGGUGUCCUGGCAAACACGUUCAGGGAGCAUGCUUCAAACACCUGUCCGGACAGGAAGUGGAUUAUAUUUGACGGACCAGUGGAUGCUGUGUGGAUUGAGAACAUGAACACCGUCCUUGAUGACAACAAAAAGCUGUGUCUAAUGAGUGGAGAGAUCAUCCAAAUGAACAAUACACAGAACAUGAUCUUUGAGGCUAUGGACCUGGAGCAGGCAUCACCAGCCACAGUCAGCAGAUGCGGUAUGAUUUACAUGGAUCCUCUGCAGUUAGGAAGUGACUCCCUAGUCAAAUCCUGGAUGGAAUAUGAACUCCCUAAUAACCUCACAUGGGAACAGAAAGACACUAUCAAGAUGCUAUUUGAUUGGAUGCUAGAGCCGUGUUUGAAUUUUGUGUCCAAAUACUGUAAGUGCCUUUUGACCUGUCACCCGAUGCACAUGACAGCCAGCAUGCUGACCCUCUACAGCUGCAUGAUGGAAGAUGUCAGAAAGCUUGGUAUGGAAGAGGAUGAAGAUGAGGAGGAGGCAUUUAUGGAGGAAGAUGAUGAGGAAGGAGGAGGAUCUGACACAGACGAGGAAUCCUCAAAGGAGAAGUCGCUGACCGACCAGAAAAUCAUUGAGGAGAGGACCGCCAUGCUGAUAGCUUAUUUCUUCUUCUCCAUGGUGUGGUCAGUCGGGGCCACGCUGGACGUCAACUCACGUGCCAAGUUUGAUGAAUUUUUCAAGGGACUUUGUGAUAUGGAUGGCACCACUGCUAAGUAUCCGAGGGCUGGAAAUAGAAUAAACAGACCCAAAGAUUUGAAAUUUGCCAACAACUUGAAAAUUCCCAAAAAUGGCUCUGUUUAUGAAUUUGUCUACUUGAGGAAACAAUAUGGCUCCUGGUACAAGUGGACCAGUUUGAUAAACCCACUCAACAUCGAUGAGAAGGCUAAGAGAGACCGAGAUCUUCGCAUCAUGAUUAACGAGUUAAUCAUUAACACGGUGGAGACGGAGAGGCAGAGCUAUUUUCUGGAACGCUUCCUGAUUCGGGGUAAACCAUUGCUUUUUGUCGGACCGACAGGAACAGGAAAAUCUGCCAUCACCAAUAGCUACCUCCUUCAGCUUCCUAAGGACAAAUACAUCAUCAGCAAUAUUAAUUUCUCAGCCCAGACGUCGGCCAAUCAAACACAGGAUAUCAUCUUCUCCAAGCUUGAUAGAAGGAAAAAGGGUGUGUAUGGGCCCACCCUAGGAAAGAAGCUCAUGGUCUUCGUGGACGAUCUAAACAUGCCUGCCAAAGAGAAAUACGGGGCCCAACCCCCCAUAGAAAUCCUCCGACAAUGGAUCGACCAGGGCUAUUGGUUUGACAGGAAGGACACUAGUAUAUUAGAACUAGUGGACAUUGUGAUGGUGUCUGCCAUGGGGCCACCAGGUGGUGGGAGGAACAAUGUGACACCACGGUUUUUGAGACAUUUUAACAUAAUCGGCAUCGAGUCGUUCGACGAGGACACGAUGAAGAAUAUCUUCUCACCUAUAAUCGAGUGGCAUUUUAAGACUUUUGAGAAUUCUCUGAGAAAGUUUUCAAGGAUAAUUCUGACCAGCACGUUGGAGAUUUACAACAAUGCUAUUGCUAACUUCCUGCCCACACCCUCCAGGUCACAUUAUGUUUUCAACCUCCGAGAUUUUUCUCGUGUCGUUCAGGGUGUCCUGUUGCUGAAGCCGGGAGUUGUGUCAGAGGGAAGCACAGAGAAUGGUCAGAAGAUCGUGAGGUUGUGGGUUCACGAGGUCUACAGGGUCUUCUACGACAGGCUAAUUAAUGAAGGGGACAGGGAGAUGUUCUUCAAAAUGGUUAAGACGUGUGUGGAGAGUCAAUAUAAGGAGAAAUUGAAUGCGCUGUUUUCCCACAUCAUGACGGACUCGUCUAAGGGUGUCACCGACGACGACAUCCGGAGUUUGAUGUUUGGAGAUUAUCUGUCCAAGGGCAAGGAGGAAAAGUUUUACGAUGAAAUACUCAACCUUGAUGACCUCAGAGAGGCCAUUGAAAUGUAUCUUGAGGAGUACAACAUGAUGUUUAAGGCUCCGAUGAAUCUAGUCAUGUUUCGAUUUGCCAUUGAACACAUUUCCAGAAUCAGUCGUGUGUUGAAGCAACCCAAUGGGCACUGCUUACUUGUUGGUAUUGGUGGCAGUGGCAGGCAGAGUGCGUCGCGGUUAGCUGCAUUUAUGUCCGACUUUGAACUAUUCCAAAUUGAAAUCACAAAGAACUACACCACCUCGGAAUGGAGAGAAGACCUCCGGCGCCUCAUGAGGAGAGCUGGCGAUGAGGGAACCUCCAUGGUCUUUUUAUUCGGAGACCACCAAAUAAAGGAUGAAUCAUUCCUGGAGGACAUCAAUAUGAUUCUGAACACGGGAGACAUCCCUAAUCUCUACGAUAAUGAAGAGAGACUUGAGAUUAUUGAAAAGAUGCAGCAGUUAGCUAUUCAGCAGAACUUACAGAUGGAGAUGACCCCGCUAAACAUGUACAACAUGUUCGUCGAGAGAAUCCGACGUAACCUCCACGUGGUGCUGGCCUUCAGUCCCAUCGGAGAUAACUUCCGCAAUAGGAUUAGAAUGUUCCCCUCCCUCAUAAACUGCUGUACCAUUGACUGGUUCAAGGCCUGGCCGGAGGAUGCCCUGGAACUAGUGGCAAAUAAAUUCCUGGAGGAUGUAGAAAUGUCAGAUGAAGUGAGGACGCAGACAAUCUUUAUGUGUAAACAUUUCCACCAGAGUGUGCGGAUGCUCUCAGAGAGAUAUUUUGAUACCCUGAGGCGGAGGAACUAUGUCACCCCCACAUCUUACCUGGAGCUGAUCAAAACCUUCAAGAACCUGCUAGAUCAGAAGAGAAUGGAGAUCCUGACAUUGAAGAAUCGUUACAUCGUAGGACUGGAGAAGCUGGAGUUCUCCGAGAGCCAGGUGAACGUCAUGCAGCAGGAACUGGUCGAUCUACAGCCCAAACUGAUCCAGACAAGUAAGGAGACAGCAGAGCUCAUAGAAUUCAUCAGCAAAGAAAGCGUGGAAGUGGAGGCUGUCAAGAAAGUAGUAGAGGCCGACGAGGUGGUCGCCAACAAUGCAGCCAUGGAUGCCAAGGCCAUCAAGGAUGAGUGUGAGGCGAAACUGGCAAUCGCCAUGCCAGCCUUAAACGCUGCCAUCUCUGCCUUAGACACACUGAAGCAAAAUGACAUCUCUCUAGUCAAGGCUAUGGCUAACCCACCCAAUGGAGUCAAGCUGGUCAUGGAAGCCGUCUGUAUCAUGAAGAGCAUCAAACCGGACACCAAAGUGGAUGCUAAUGGCAAGAAGAUGGAGGAUUAUUGGCCCUCAGCGAAAAGGAUGUUGGGAGAUAUCAAGUUUCUGGAUUCGCUGAAGGAAUACGACAAAGACAAUAUCCCGGUGCCGGUCAUGAAAAAGAUUCGGGACAAAUACAUGAGCAAUCCGGAUUUUGAACCCAGUCUCAUCCGCAAUGUGUCAUCCGCAUGUGAGGGUCUCUGUAAAUGGAUCCGAGCCAUGGAUGUGUACGACAGUGUCAUUAAGGUGGUGGGACCUAAGCGUAGAAGUUUAGAAGAGGCAGAAGCUGUAUUGGCCACACAGAUGGCAAAGCUGCACCAGAAGCAGGCAGAAUUACAGGCCAUCACCGACAAACUGAAUGGCCUCAAAGAUCAACUCAAAACCAAAGAGGAGGAGAAAGUGAAUUUAGAGGAAAACAUUGAACUGACCAAGAUUAAGAUAGAAAGAGCAGAGAAGCUUAUUAGUGGACUGGGAGGAGAGAAAGAUAGAUGGACAAAUAAUGUGCAGGAACUGAGCGAGACGUACGAUAACAUCGUGGGGGACGUCCUUUUGUCUGCCAGCGUGGUAGCUUACCUGGGGCCGUUCAUUCUGGACUACCGCCAGGAGUGUCUGAAGGAGUGGUACGCCAUGUGUGCGGAGCGCAACAUUCCGCUGUCUGAACACUUCUCACUGUAUACGACGCUCGGGGACCCGGUCAAAAUCCGAGACUGGCAGAUAGCAGGCCUUCCUGUCGACAACUAUUCUGUAGAGAACGCAAUCAUUGUGAUGAGUGCUAAUCGCUGGCCCCUGAUGAUCGACCCGCAGGGUCAGGCCAAUAAAUGGGUCAAGAACAUGGAGAAAAUGAACAAACUAGAAGUGGUUAAGAUGUCCGAUGUCAACUUCAGCAGGAAUCUGGAAAACUGCAUACAGUUUGGUAAUCCCUGCCUGCUGGAAAAUGUGGGAGAGGAGCUAGACCCAAUCCUUGAACCGAUUCUCCUGAAACAGACAUUUAAGCAGAACAAUAUGGAGUACAUUCGAGUGGGAGACCAUAUUAUUGAGUACAGUAAGGACUUUAAGCUGUACAUCACGACCAGGCUCAGAAACCCGCACUAUCUCCCAGAGGUCUCCGUCAAGGUGACCCUGUUAAACUUUAUGAUCACAUUACUGGGUCUGGAGGACCAGCUUCUGGGAAUCGUUGCUGCCAAAGAAAAACCAGAACUGGAGGAGAAGAAAAAUGUGCUGAUCAUAGAGAGUGCUAGAAACAAACGCCAACUGAAGGAGAUCGAGGACAAAAUAUUGGAGGUUCUUUCUUCAUCACAGGGUAACAUUUUGGAGGACGAGACAGCCAUUGAAAUCCUGUCCUCUAGUAAGAUCCUCUCUGAGGAGAUUUCAGAGAAACAGCUGGUGGCUAGCAAGACAGAAGCAGCCAUUGAUGAUGUCAGAAAUGGAUACAAGCCCGUGGCUAAACACGGUAGUGUCCUGUUCUUCGUGAUCUCAGACUUGGCCAACAUUGACCCCAUGUACCAAUACUCCCUGGCCUGGUUCAUCAACCUGUAUCUCCAGUCCAUAGGAAACAGUGCCCCUUCUCAGGAUCUAGAGGAGCGGAUCCACAACUUAAACGAACACUUCACUUACAGCAUUUACAAGAAUGUCUGCCGAUCCUUGUUUGAAAAAGACAAGCUGCUCUUCUCCUUCCUGCUGUGCAUCGGCAUCGCCAAACAGAACACCAUGCCUAAUGCCAGAGUGGGUGGAGAAAUCAAUGAUCGUGAUUGGCGGUUCCUACUGACAGGGGGUGUGGCUUUGGAAAACCCCUUCCCAAAUCCUGCUGUUGACUGGCUUCCGGACAAGUCCUGGGGGGAGAUCGUCCGAGCUUCUGAUUUGCCACCUUUCAAAGGAUUUAUGGAACACUUCCGCAAAAAUUUGAAUGCUUGGAAGAAGAUUUACGAUUCUACAACUCCCCACACUGAACCGCUGGUGUCCCCGUGGAACGAGAGCCUGAAUCGACUGGAGGAGCUUAUUGUCCUGAGGUGCCUGCGGCCUGACAAGAUGGUUCCUGCUGUCCAGAAUUUCAUUGUAGAGAGAAUGAGUCAUCAAUACAUUGAGCCACCAACCUUUGACCUGUCACUGAGCUAUGAAGAUUCUCAGCAUUUCUCUCCCCUGAUUUUUGUCCUGUCUCCUGGGGCUGAUCCCAUGGCUGGCCUGUACAGAUUUGCAGAGGAAAAAGGUGUCAUACUUCCACUGCCACCAGCACAGUCACAGAUGACCACAAAUGACUCCUCUGAGCGUAAAAUAACCUCAUUACUCGGGGUCUCGCACCCCUCAGAGGAACAUGCGCGUUCAGGGAGUAAGGGUUUGCAAACCAUAUCCUUGGGACAAGGUCAAGGACCCAUUGCAGAGAAAAUGAUUAUGGAGGCGACAGAAAAUGGAACAUGGGUGGUUCUACAGAACUGUCAUCUGGCAGCGUCAUGGCUGGGUGAGCUAGAACGCAUCUGUGAAACGGUCAUCACGGACACUAAUGUGACCAAGCCCGGUUUCCGACUCUGGCUGACCAGCUACCCCUCCCCGGACUUCCCAGUGUCGGUCCUCCAGAACGGGGUCAAGAUGACCAACGAACCGCCAAAAGGAUUGAGGGCCAAUCUCCUGCGGUCCUACCUCAAUGAUCCCAUCUCAGACCCAGCAUUUUUCUCUCAGUGCAAUAAACCAGCUGUUUUUGAGAAGCUGCUGUUAGGCUUGUGCUUUUUCCAUGCCUUGGUUCAGGAAAGGAGGAAAUUUGGGCCGUUGGGAUGGAAUAUUCCUUAUGAGUUCAACGAAUCAGAUCUCAGAAUUUCUGUCAGGCAGUUACAGAUGUUCAUCAACGACUAUGACAAACCCCCACUGGAGGCUCUUAGUUACCUGACCGGUCAGUGUAACUAUGGUGGACGUGUCACUGAUGACCUUGACCGAAGGCUGAUCACCAGUUUGCUGGAGAUCUUCUACAAUGAGAAGAUAAUUUUUGAUGACUCCUACAGGUUCUCCCCUGGGGGCCUCUACUACGCUCCCCCUAAAGGGAGUUACGAUCAGUAUGUGGAUUACAUCCGGAAGCUGCCUCUGAUCCCUCACCCAGAGGUGUUUGGUUUACAUGAGAAUGCUGACAUUUCUAAAGACCAGCAAGAAACUCAGCAGUUGUUUGAUGGCAUCCUGUCCACGCUGCCUCGACAGCGAUAUAUGCCACUCUUCGGAAAAACAAGUGGAGGAGGAAAAUCUUCUCAGGAAAUGAUUGAGGAGCUGGCCAGUGACAUUUUAACCAAGAUUCCAGCCGAUUUCAAUCUUGAAGAGUGUCAGAACAAGUUCCCAGUGAGGUAUGAAGAGUCGAUGAACACGGUUCUGAACCAGGAGUUGAUUCGGUUUAACCGGUUGAUUCAGGUGGUUCGCCAGAGUCUACAGGACAUUAGGAAGGCCAUUAAAGGAGUAGUUCUCAUGUCUUCAGAGCUGGAGGAUGUCUUUGACAGCAUGAUGGUGGGGAAGGUUCCAGCUAUGUGGCAAACCAAGUCCUACCCAUCGCUCAAGCCCCUGGGAAGUUACAUCACUGAUCUAUUAGCCAGGCUAGCAUUCUUCAAGGAGUGGAUCUAUGGAGGUACCCCUUCAGUGUUUUGGAUCUCUGGUUUCUACUUCACUCAGUCGUUUUUAACGGGUGUGUUGCAGAACUAUGCCAGGAAGUACAAAAUCCCUAUUGACUACCUGGCCUUUGAGUAUCAAGUAACGGACUUUGAGAAAUCGAUGGCCAACAGACCUCAGGCACAAGGCUUGGGGGCGACGGCUAAUGGAGCUUAUGUACGAGGCCUGUAUGUAGAGGGAGCCCGCUGGUGUCGCAGAAAGAAAAAGCUGGAGGAGUCCUUGCCCAAGAUCCUCUAUGACCUGCUGCCCAUCAUAAUGCUUAAACCUGGAGAGAAAUCCCGGUUUGAUGAGCAACCUUCCUACGCAUGUCCAGUGUACAAGACCAGCUCCAGAAGGGGCACCUUGUCAACCACAGGACACUCCACCAACUUUGUUAUGUCCAUCCUCCUGCCAUCUGACCAACCAGAAUCUCACUGGAUCAACAGGGGUGUGGCCUGUCUCUGUCAAUUAGACAACUGAUGGACAGGUCAAAUUACCAAGUGAAUCUUGAAUACUUUUCUCAGCAUGAAUGAUCUGAACUCAAUAAAAGAUCUUUAGCUAAAGAAUUGUAGAAAUGUUUGUGUUGACAUUAGCAGUAAGAAAUUGCAAUAUAGUCAAGGUAUUUGUUAUGUUUCUGCACAGAAAUUUAUAUCAUGCAAAAUCCUUAUGAUUAUAUUUACAUAUUUUUUAAUUUUUCAAAGAUUUCUUGUGUGGUGCAAGGUAUACAUUUCAUAUUGGAUAUGGCAGGGUCAGUUUAGUGGUGGUUAGCAAUAAUUUAUGUUUAACCUGCUUAUUCUAUUGAAAUAUGAAGAAUAUAUUAAACACUUUGUGCAUUUAUUACAAAGAUCGACUAACCAGGGUCGGCCCAGCGUUGUUUUCAUUGUUGUCAAGCUACCCAGAAUGCAUUUCUGUUUAUUCCAUGCAUUUUAAAAUUUUAUUUUUCAAGUAAAUAUGCAUUGCUUAAUUUAUUUCAAGUCUUUCACAUGUCUCUGGUAGCUUUUAAAUGUAUGUAUAGAUUACAAUUGUCAUGCUGAAUAUGAAAAAAUUAUCAGAAUUAUUUAUAUUUAUGUAUAUCAUAUAUUGCAUAAUCAUGUUAUACUUAAUAGCUAAAAAUGGCACAUGACAAAGUCUCAAUUUAGUGUACAUGACAAAAGUUCAAGAACUUAUGCAAAUUUAUGUGUACAUGUUUGAUAUAUUCCUCUAAAAGUGUACAAAAUGAAGUCAGUGACCACAUGAACAGUGCAGAAAUAUACACUGAUAUGUUUUGUACAGCACAUAAAUAUGUACAUAAUCAUUAACUUUUGUCAUAUAUAUUAUAUGUAAAUCAUUAGCAGUAUUUUUGCAUGAAGAAUUUAUUUUUAUGAAGUUGUGAUAUGUCAUGUUUCAUAUUUCUGCAAGGUGUAUGAAGCACCUGCUGGUGCAAAAGUGUACAAAUUGAAGCAUUUAUUUUGCUAUGUCUAUACAUGUUUAAGCCUAGCUGUGAUACACUAUGAAAAUCGUGGUCCGCAUUGUGUUGUAUUUUGACACUUUUAUUUGUUCUUCUAUUUAUGUGUAUUUUAAAAUCUCUCAUUGCAAUACUGCUGUCGUCUGUGAUCAUUUUUCUCCAUUGCAUUAUGGUCCUUAAUGUAGGCCAUGCUAUACGCAAUAAUCUUAAAUCCACAAAAUGCUGUUCUUUCAUCAAGUAUUGGUGACGGUUCUAAUUUGUUUCGUGAGCACAAAGUCAGUUAUGAAUAGAAUGCAUUUAUAUUUGCACAAAAUUUCUAUUAAGAUCUGCAUCAUUUGAUAUACAAUUUGCUAAAUCAGUUUUACACAGUUCUUUCUGUUGGAUUCUAGGUAAAGACAUUGGAAUUUGUAAGGUGUAGUCAGGAACAGAAAUAAAUGUUUACUUCUUCAA